Piliocolobus tephrosceles (Ugandan red Colobus) is the source of this 2419-nucleotide messenger RNA. It is a transcript of the gene GET4, whose product is annotated as guided entry of tail-anchored proteins factor 4. Gene Ontology annotation, cellular component: cytosol; BAT3 complex. Gene Ontology annotation, molecular function: protein binding. The transcript is spliced from 9 exons. NCBI's taxonomy places the organism in Eukaryota, Metazoa, Chordata, Mammalia, Primates, Cercopithecidae. Gene Ontology annotation, biological process: protein insertion into ER membrane. The coding region runs from base 587 to 1411 and encodes 274 amino acids. The record is from RefSeq and is a predicted model, not a curated record.
CCGGCUCGCUCUCUCCCCAGCCUCCUCCUUUUCGGCUUCCCCCUCCUAGCCUCCACCUCCCCUGGACCUCCCCCACCUCUCCCAUGGCCCCUCCCACUCCGCUUCCUUCCCCCAGGCCUUCACCUGCUCCCCACCCCAUAGCUCCCUGUCCCAGACCUCCGUGCCCGGCCUCCCACUCGGUGUUCUCUGGCUCCACCGCCCCUCCCCCGUCUCCCUCCACCUCUCCCUUGGUCUCCACCUGUUCCCCUCCCCCUGGCCUUCCCAGGCCUUCACCUCCCCCUCCCCGCCUUUCUCUUUCGGGCCUCCCUGCCCGGCCUCCCCGUCCCCUUCCUCUGCCUCCACCUCUCUGGGCCUUCACUUGCCUUCCCAACCUCUCCCCUGGCCUCCACCUGUUCCGCAUUCCCCCACCUCCCUGCCUCCCUCCUCCUGGCCUUCAGGUUCUCCAGCCGGGCCCUACACCGAGCUCCACAGGAAGUCGCUGGCGUUCCUCUCACCGAGGGUCCAGGCUGAGGGUGAAACCGCUUCUCUGUUGACGCCGCCUGGCCUGCCGAACUGAGUCAGACGCUUCUGGACCUAGGCUCGGUACAUGUCCCAGAGCAAGCACGCAGAGGCCCGGGAGCUCAUGUACUCGGGAGCCCUGCUGUUCUUCAGCCAUGGCCAGCAAAACAGCGCAGCAGACUUGUCCAUGCUUGUCCUGGAGUCCCUGGAGAAGGCAGAAGUGGAGGUGGCCGACGAGCUGCUGGAAAAUCUGGCUAAAGUAUUCAGUCUGAUGGACCCCAACUCUCCUGAGCGCGUGGCCUUUGUGUCCAGAGCCCUGAAGUGGUCCAGUGGAGGCUCCGGGAAGCUGGGCCACCCCCGGCUACACCAGCUGCUGGCCCUCACCCUGUGGAAAGAACAAAACUAUUGUGAGUCGCGGUAUCAUUUUCUGCACUCAGCGGACGGGGAGGGCUGUGCCAACAUGCUGGUGGAAUACUCCACGUCGCGCGGCUUCCGCAGCGAGGUGGACAUGUUCGUGGCCCAGGCCGUGCUGCAGUUUCUCUGUUUAAAAAACAAAAGUAGCGCAUCGGUGGUCUUCACGACGUACACCCAGAAGCACCCGUCCAUCGAGGACGGGCCUCCGUUUGUGGAGCCGCUGCUCAACUUCAUCUGGUUCCUGCUGCUGGCUGUGGACGGUGGGAAGCUAACGGUGUUCACUGUGCUGUGUGAGCAGUACCAGCCAUCCCUCCGGCGUGACCCGAUGUACAACGAGUACCUCGACCGCAUAGGACAGCUGUUUUUCGGCGUCCCGCCCAAGCAGACGUCUUCGUACGGAGGCCUGCUCGGGAACCUUCUGAGCAGCCUGAUGGGCUCCUCAGAGCAGGAGGAGGGAGAGGAGAGCCCCAGCGACGGCAGCCCGAUCGAGCUGGACUGAAGCGUCCGGGACACGUGGAGACACCACGGUUGACGACGGCUCAAGGGACGUUUCAGAGGCGAGUCCUGGGUGGCUCCUCGCCUGGGGGCUCCCGGCCCUGAGGCUGGCGGUGGCCGUGUGCCGGCGCGUGUCUGUUUCUGUGCGGUGGCUCAGGGUGGCGCGGCUGCGGGUUGCUGUGCUGCUGGGGCCCGGGAGCGGGGCCUCGCCCCUGCUGGCCGCCACGUCCCCCGAGAUUGACCACAAUAAAGCACAGGCCUUGCCGCGGCGUCACCCUCUCCCACUCCUUUGUUCUGGGUCCUUUCGGGAGGGCUGAUGGGCAGCACAGGAGGCCCGUCCUCAGCGGGGACUGGGCACAUCAUGCUCCUUGCCUGGCGUCCAGCAUAGCUGCAGUCACCAAAGCAGGCGCUGGCCCUCGGACAUGAGCGCCCAGCCGGGGCCCGUGUGGUCUGUAGAUGCGAGCGGCUGUUUUUGAGCACGGGGUCACCCUGCAGUCACGGUGAACUGGUCCCCGUCGCAGACGGAGCGCACGUGCCCGCGCCAUGUUCUCACACGGUGGAGGGGCGCGUGUGGCAGGACGGUGCCCGCGGGUACUUGCAGCUGUGUCCCAUGUGGCAUCCCGGAGCUGCGCCCUGCCGGUCUCUGUCAGCACCACGCUGCUGUGCUGGAAAUGCCGCUUUAAAAAGGGACACCAUGGGACUCUGCCCGUCUCUUUCAUAAUGCAAUAUUUAUUUGUAUUGGGUGAUUUUUUUGACCUGACAUUUUAGGUUUUAACCAAAUAACCGGUCCGGGAGUGAGCAGCUCCAUCCUCUGUCACAGAUGCUAUUCCAGAUGUUACCAAAACAAUGACAAAAGGGGAGACGCUCUAUUUUUUCACAGUUAAAUGACAGUUGUAGAUGGAUACACAGUUGUGCAUGGGAAGGGGAAACGCACAGCUUUAUUUACUGUAAAGUGAAAUUUAAGGAAGGUUUGUGUGAACCGUUGCGCAUAAAUAAACCCUUUCUACCGGGC